CACGACGCGGGGAACGAGCCGGUUACGCGAACUUCCGCGUUACGCAACGUGCUCGAGACACGGAGGUAGCGCGAGCACACGCACGUGGUGGUUCUGUUCAGCUCAGUCCAAGAUGUCCACGGUGUCCGCCGCCUGCAUGGAGCCUGCUGCCGCCGAGCAGAAGAAGCCUCUCAGGCCGUGCUGCGCCUGUCCAGAGACCAAGAAGGUCCGGGACACGUGCAUCAUUGAGAAGGGAGAGGAGAGCUGCUCCGUCCUGAUCGAGGCGCACAAAGACUGCAUGAGGGCGCUCGGCUUCAAGAUCUAGGCCUCCGUUUCCUGAGGACCCUUGGUGUUUCCUUCCCUCUUCCCUCACUCCUUAUUUAUCCGUCUCUCCCGUCUGUCCUCUGAAUAAAGGUCCUCUGCCACCGCG
Messenger RNA from Pseudoliparis swirei, 409 nucleotides. Its product is annotated as cytochrome c oxidase copper chaperone. Lineage: Eukaryota; Metazoa; Chordata; Actinopteri; Perciformes; Liparidae. Gene Ontology annotation, molecular function: copper chaperone activity; copper ion binding. Gene Ontology annotation, cellular component: mitochondrial intermembrane space. Gene Ontology annotation, biological process: mitochondrial respiratory chain complex IV assembly. The record is from RefSeq and is a predicted model, not a curated record. The coding region runs from base 113 to 304 and encodes 63 amino acids. The transcript has 4 exons.